This is a messenger RNA of Limanda limanda (common dab), 1659 nucleotides long. It is a transcript of the gene chrng, whose product is annotated as cholinergic receptor, nicotinic, gamma. The record is from RefSeq and is a predicted model, not a curated record. NCBI's taxonomy places the organism in Eukaryota, Metazoa, Chordata, Actinopteri, Pleuronectiformes, Pleuronectidae. The transcript is spliced from 12 exons. Gene Ontology annotation, biological process: nervous system process; chemical synaptic transmission; regulation of membrane potential. Gene Ontology annotation, cellular component: synapse; postsynaptic membrane; neuron projection. Bases 1 to 1659 code for a protein of 552 amino acids. Gene Ontology annotation, molecular function: transmembrane signaling receptor activity; acetylcholine-gated monoatomic cation-selective channel activity.
AUGGAUCCUGGACGUCUGCGCUCUCUGGCGCUCUUCUUAAGGGUGUUUAUGAUUUCUGCCACAGCAUCUGCCGUCAACCUCGAGGGAGAACUUUUUAAGGAUUUGAUGAGGGGCUACAACAAGCACAUUAGGCCCAUGGAGAAGAGCGGGGACAUCACUCCGGUCUACAUCAAGAUGACGCUCACCAACCUCAUCUCCCUGAGUGAAAAGGAGGAGGCCCUGACCACCAGCGUCUGGAUUGAGAUGAAUUGGUGUGACUACAGGCUCAGAUGGGACCAGCCGCCCAGGUCGGCUCUGUACGGAAACAUCACCUCCGAGCUACGUAUCCCCUCCAAGAGCAUCUGGCUGCCAGACGUCAUCCUGGAGAACAACGUGGACGGACAGUUUGAGGUCGCUCUCUAUUGCAACGCACUUGUGUCUCCUAACGGCUGUGUGUACUGGCUGCCUCCUGCCAUCUACCGCAGCGCCUGUGCCAUCACUGUCAACUACUUCCCCUUCGACUGGCAGAACUGCACCAUGGUCUUCCGCUCUCAGACCUACAGUGCCAAUGAGAUCGAGCUGGUGCUAAAACAGGAGGACAACCAAACGCUCGAGUGGGUGGACAUCGAUCCAGAAGCUUUCACAGAGAAUGGCGAGUGGGUCAUCAAACACAGGCCGGCCAAGAAAGUCAUCAACAAUCAGUACACGCAGGACGAGCGCGAGUACCAGGAGGUGGUCUUCUUCCUCAUCAUCCAGCGAAAGCCCCUGUUCUACAUCAUCAACAUCAUCGCUCCCUGCGUGCUCUUCUCCUCGCUCUGCCUGCUCGUCUACUACUUACCUGCCAAAGCUGGCGGUCAGAAGUGCACGAUGUCUAUUGCAACUCUUCUGGGUCAGACUGUGUUCCUCCUCCUUAUCUCCAAGAAGGUUCCAGAGACUUCGAAAGCGGUGCCUCUUAUUGGAAAGUAUCUGAUGUUUGUGAUGUCAGUGACCACCAUGGUCGUGAUGAACUGUGUGAUUGUCCUCAACGUGUCCCUGAGGACCCCCAACACCCACAUCAUGACAGACAAAGUCCGAAAGAUCCUCCUCAACAUCCUGCCUCGACUGCUGAGGAUGCAGAUGCAGCCCUGGACACCAAACGACGACAACACCAUGGUAACCGGAAACGGCAAAACUCAAACUACGGACGUGAACCAUGUGUUCCUGGUUCCCUGCCGACGCCGCAGCUCCAUGACCCUCAUCUUCAAGGCGGAGGAAUACGUGAUGAAAACAGCUCGGUCCGAACUCAUGUUUGCCAGACUCAAAGAGAGAAAUGGAUUGAUGAAGUCAGUAUUAGAGAAGCUACAUGAUGGGAUGGAGGGCGGCACAGCUGAGCAGCUCGGUGCCAGCCUGAUGAACGCCUCUCCAGAGCUGAAGCAGUGUGUGGCGUCCUGCAAACACAUCGCAGAGACUGCCCGGCAGCAAAACAACUUUGAGAACGAGAAUGAAGAGUGGAUCCUCGUUGCCCGGGUGAUCGACAGAGUCUGCUUCAUCGUCAUGACGCUGGUGUUUUUCAUCGGCACUAUUGGGAUCUUCCUGAUGGGCCACUUCAACCAGCCUCCCUCCUCACCUUUCCUGGGCGAUCCAAAGAAGUAUCUCCCUCCAUUGAACAACAUCUCUGAUAUGAGUGACAGUGGAAUGUGA